This is a messenger RNA of Chara braunii, 878 nucleotides long. Lineage: Eukaryota; Viridiplantae; Streptophyta; Charophyceae; Charales; Characeae. The record is from the annotation of a GenBank genome assembly.
UUAGGGCCAACAACUAUGGUGUUGUUGUUCCUCGCAUUGAUAUGUCAAUUGCUCUAACUCAUGAUGGGGGCUGAGCAGGGCCCGGUGGGCGGAGACAGGAUGUUGCUCAGCUCCUCCGAGUCGAGUGGUGUUUCUGUCAUUUGGUGGGGGCUUCAGGAGUCCCGUUCAUAUGUUCUUGUUGCAUCAGUCGCUGUUGCUGGUGCUGGUCCUGCUGUUGUGCCAGCUGAGCUUGUUGGAGGCGCUGUAGCUGCACGUCGUGCUCAUUUUGUUGCGUACGCUGCUGUUGUUGCUGUUGUUGCUCUGCCUGCCAUUGUAUUUGAAAUUCCAAUUGUAUGCUUUGCUGGUGUUCUUGUCGUUGUUGUUUUUGUUGCUGCAGCUGUUGCUGUUGGCAGUGCAGGGUUUGCUGUUGUUGUUGUAGCAGGUGAUGUUGAAUCUGCUGAUGUAGUUGCUGCUGUUGCAGCUACUGCGCCUGUUCUUGUUGCAGCUGCUGUUGGUGUUGCUAUGGCUCUUGCUGCAUUCGCUGUUGCAAAUGUAGUCGUUGCUGUUGUUGCAGCUAAAGCUGUUGCUGCAUUGCUUUCUGCUGCAGUUGCUGUGCAUGCAGUUGUAGUUGCAGCUCUUGGUGGUUUUCGUGCUGCUGGAGCUGUUGAAGUUGGCACUGUCUCUCUUGUUCUAGCUGAUGCAGCUAGUGUUGUUGUUCAGAUGCGAGUGUUGCUGUCGCAACUGUUGAGCUUGGUGUUGUUGUUGUUUCUGUUGCUGUUGCAGCUGCAUGAGCUGCAGGUAUUGCUGUUCUUGUUCUCUUUGCUCUUGCUCUCGCUGUAGCCACUGCGUCUGUUGUUGUUCUCUUUGCUCUUGCUCUCGGUGUUGCUGUUCUUGUUCUC